CGGGGUGCGGCGCCCGGGGCGGCGAUGACCGCGCAGCACGCCCCGCGGGCCCGGCCCUGAGCCCCGCCGCCCGCGAACCCCGCCGAGGUCCCGACAGGCCGAGAUGACGCCGAGCCCAGCGUUGCUACUGCUGUUGCCGCCGCUGCUGCUGGGGGCCCUCCCGUCGGCAGCCAGCGCCCGAGGCCCCCCGAGGAUGGCAGACAAGGUGGCCCCGCGGCAGGUGGCUCGGCUGGGCCGCACCGUGCGGCUGCAGUGCCCCGUGGAGGGGGACCCACCGCCGCUGACCAUGUGGACCAAGGACGGCCGCACAAUCCAUGGCGGCUGGAGCCGCUUCCGCGUGUUGCCCCAUGGGCUGCGGGUGAAGGAUGUGGAGCGGGAGGACGCGGGUGCCUACGUGUGCAAGGCCACCAACGGCUUCGGCAGUCUCAGUGUCAACUACACCCUCAUCGUGAUGGAGGACGCCAGCCCAGCCAGGGAGAGCCUGGGGCAUGAGGGCUCCUCCGGGGGCCAGGAGGACCCAGCGAGCAAGCAGUGGGCGCGGCCCCGCUUCACGCAGCCCUCCAAAAUGAGGCGCCGGGUGAUCGCACGGCCUGUGGGCAGCUCUGUGCGUCUCAAGUGUGUGGCCAGUGGGCACCCGCGGCCCGACAUCAUGUGGAUGAAGGAUGACCAGGCCUUGACGCGCCCAGAGGCCAGCGAGCACAGGAAGAAGAAGUGGACGCUGAGCCUGAAGAACCUGCGCCCAGAGGACAGCGGCAAGUACACGUGCCGCGUGUCCAACCGUGCCGGCGCCAUCAACGCCACCUACAAGGUGGACGUGAUCCAGCGGACGCGCUCCAAGCCUGUGCUCACGGGCACACACCCCGUGAACACCACAGUGGAUUUCGGGGGCUCGACAUCCUUCCAGUGCAAAGUGCGCAGUGAUGUGAAGCCGGUGAUCCAGUGGCUGAAGCGCGUGGAGUAUGGCGCCGAGGGCCGCUACAACUCCACCAUCGACGUGGGCGGUCAGAAGUUCGUGGUGCUGCCCACGGGCGACGUAUGGUCUCGGCCCGACGGCUCCUACCUCAACAAGCUGCUCAUCACCCGUGCCCGCCAGGACGACGCGGGCAUGUACAUCUGCCUGGGUGCCAACACCAUGGGCUACAGUUUCCGCAGUGCCUUCCUCACCGUGCUGCCAGAUCCAAAGCCGCCAGGGCCGCCCGUGGCCCCCUCAUCGUCCAGCACAAGCCUGCCGUGGCCCGUGGUCAUCGGCAUCCCAGCGGGCGCCGUCUUCAUUCUGGGCACUGUGCUGCUCUGGCUCUGUCAGGCCAAGAAGAAGCCAUGUGCCCCCGCGCCUGCCCCCGCUGUGCCUGCACACCGCCCGCCCGCACGAGACCGCGCUGGGGACAAGGAGCUGCCCGUGCCCCCCGGCCUCGGGACCCCCACUGGCCUGGGGCUGUGUGAGGAGCUUGGGGUGCCAGCGGCCCCCCAGCACCUGCUGGGCCCCGGCUCUGCUGCUGGCCCCAAGCUGUACCCCAAACUCUACACAGACGUGCACACGCACACACACACGCACGUGGAGGGCAAGGUCCACCAGCACCAGCACAUCCACUACCAGUGCUAGGUGCUGCCCAGGGGCGGGGGCCCCGGGGGGGGGGACGCCCGUGCGAGGUGUGCACACACCACCACCCCACACUCACACUCGCCGCCUUUGGGAAGGCCUGCGUCUGUAACUCGGCAGCGCCCGUGCACCCAUGGGCAGGUGGAGCCCUUGGCCUGUGAGGGGGGUUUCACAGGGGCCGCUGUCACCACCCCGGCCUGGCAGGAGAUCUGAGAGGCGCCCUGGAUAAGCAAAGCAAAGCCCCCACCCCUGCCCAGCCCUUGGCAGGUGGGUGGCUAUUUUUGCCACCGCCUGUCCUGGGUGUCCAGGAGUCCACCCGUCCCCUGGGCCAGGGGUCGGGCAUAGCAGUCCCAGGCCCUGUCCUGAGAGGCUGGAGCCCUGCUGGGGGUGCCUCCCGUGGCACACAGCCUCCCACUGCCAGAGGGAAGGGGGCCUUGAUAUUUAUAUUUAAGAAAUUAAAAUAAUAAUAUUAAUAAUGAUGAAAGGAGGGCUGGGCCACAGAGACCUGGCCUCUCCUGGGGCCGGGCACCUGUCACCCCACUGCCCAAGGUAGCCCCAGACCUCUGUGAUUUUAUAUAGAGUUUGAGCUGAAGCUUCGUAUAUUUAAUUUAUUUUGUUAAACAAGAAAAUGUGCAUCCUUUUCCUCUA
Molecule: messenger RNA, 2245 nt
Organism: Rhinolophus ferrumequinum (greater horseshoe bat)
Lineage: Eukaryota; Metazoa; Chordata; Mammalia; Chiroptera; Rhinolophidae
Gene: FGFRL1
Product: fibroblast growth factor receptor like 1
Exons: 7
Coding region: 104-1600 (498 amino acids)
Cellular component (GO): plasma membrane
Molecular function (GO): fibroblast growth factor receptor activity; fibroblast growth factor binding
Source: RefSeq, a predicted model, not a curated record